CCUUCAUACUUACCACUCUCACCUCACCCAGCCCGCGUUCUCGACGGCCUCGAUGCAGUCUCUCCGCAUGCUGUCUAAGACGGCCGCAGCCGCAGGCUCGAGCCGAAGAUGGCUGCAGACGUCUGCGGCGCGUCUGGCCGUGUCGAACUUCCAGAUGCCUGCCAUGUCCCCGACCAUGACAGAAGGAAACAUUGCAUCAUGGAAGAAGAAGGACGGAGAGGCCUUCGCGGCGGGAGACGUGCUGCUUGAGAUUGAAACUGACAAGGCAACAAUAGACGUUGAGGCUCAGGACGAUGGUAUCAUGGGAAAGAUUCUCGCUCCGGACGGCACGAAGAACAUCCCCGUAGGGAAGACCAUUGCUCUACUGGCGGAGGAGGGUGACGACAUCUCCAACCUCGAACCACCAAAGGAGGACACACCAGCCCCGCCAAAGCAAGAAGCCUCUUCUUCUGCCCCGACCCCUCCGAAGUCAGUACCCGACAAGCAAGAUGCUCAGCCUUCCUCCCCUUCUCCCAAUCACUCCACGGUGCAUCCCAAGAGCCCCCAUCCGCUAUUCCCUUCCGUCUUGCGCCUACUUCAGGAGAAUGGGAUCGAGAAUACGGACAAAAUCAAGGGGACUGGUGUGCGAGGUAUGCUGACUAAAGGCGACGUCCUGACAUACCUCGGCCGAGCGAGCGGACCCAUGGGAACAUACAAGGAGACGCCUUCAGACGUCGUCACCAAGUCUGGCGGCGACCAGACGCGGCCACAGAAGAAAGAGGAACCCCAGUUAUUGGACGGUGCAGCGGUGCGCCAGCUGAUUGUUAGGAACAUGUUGGAGGCGUCCAUCAAGGCCCGCCAGCCGCCAGCAGCACCGCCGGCGGACUUUGACUCCAUCAUUGCUGACUACCUUCCUCACGCGAAGGCUGCCGGCACUUCUCCUGCGGCCUCGAGUCUCCCAAAACCUACAAAAUCGGCUGCUGGCUAUCUGGACGGGUUGAUCUAGGUUACAUGUGCUCCUUCGCCUGAUGUGAUUGAAUAUUACAUAGACGUCUUAUGCCUGAACGCCCCCAGUGCCCCAAAACGAUCGCGAAAAGGUGAGUGUCAAAUCAGCAAUAGCGAGUC
This is a messenger RNA of Fomitopsis serialis, 1104 nucleotides long. Its product is annotated as single hybrid motif-containing protein. The coding region runs from base 53 to 985 and encodes 310 amino acids. The record is from RefSeq and is a predicted model, not a curated record. Gene Ontology annotation, biological process: pyruvate decarboxylation to acetyl-CoA. NCBI's taxonomy places the organism in Eukaryota, Fungi, Basidiomycota, Agaricomycetes, Polyporales, Fomitopsidaceae. Gene Ontology annotation, cellular component: pyruvate dehydrogenase complex. The transcript is spliced from 5 exons. Gene Ontology annotation, molecular function: dihydrolipoyllysine-residue acetyltransferase activity.